GCUAUGAAGAGGCCUCGAUGUGGUGUCCCAGAUAAAUUUGGAGCAGAAAUUAAAGCCAACGUGAGGCGCAGGCGCUACGCGAUCCAGGGUUUCAAGUGGCAACAAAUGGAUCUUAGCUUCUGCAUCCAGAAUUACACACCCAAGGUUGGCGAACAAGCCACCUUUGCCGCUAUCCGUCGGGCCUUCCGUGUCUGGCAGUCGGUCACGCCGUUGCGUUUCCGCGAGGUGCCUUACGCGGCCGUGCGGGAGGGCCGCGAAACGCAGGCGGACAUCAUGAUCUUCUUCGCCGAUGGCUUCCACGGAGAUAGCACCCCGUUCGACGGCGAAGGUGGCUUCCUGGCCCACGCCUACUUCCCGGGGCCCCACAUCGGUGGCGACACUCACUUCGAUGCGGCCGAGCCUUGGACCGCUCGGAACGAUGACCUCAGCGGAAAUGACAUUUUCCUGGUCGCCGUCCAUGAGUUGGGUCACGCCCUGGGGUUAGAGCAUUCAAAUGACCCUUCCGCCAUCAUGGCCCCUUUCUACCAGUGGAUGGACACGGAGAACUUUGAACUGCCAGAAGACGACCGGCGUGGCAUACAACAACUCUACGGAACUGAAGUUGGCCAUCCCUCCAAGCCUCCCCCGAUCCCUCGCACCACUCCGAAACCCCGAAACCCUCAUCGGCCCCCCAAGAACCCGACCUACGGCCCCAACAUUUGCGACGGACGGUUUGACACCAUUGCGGUACUCCGGGGCGAGAUGUUCGUCUUUAAGGAUAAAUGGUUUUGGCGAGUACGCAACAACCGUGUAAUAGAUGGAUAUCCUCUCCCUAUCGGUCAGUUCUGGGUUGGCCUACCUUCCUCAAUCAACACAGCCUACGAGAGGAAAGACGGGAAAUUCGUCUUUUUCAAAGGAGACAAACAUUGGGUGUUCAACGAAGCCAACUUGGAACCGGGAUACCCCAAACAUAUCAAGGAGUUAGGGAGGAGGCUCCCCACGGACCGGAUUGAUGCCGCCCUUUUCUGGAUGCCGAGUGGGAAAACAUACUUUUUCCGGGGAAACAAGUACUAUCGCUUCAAUGAGGAAACCCGAUCGGUUGAUGCGGAUUACCCCAAGAACAUUGAUGUCUGGGGGGGGAUUCCUGAUUCCCUCCGGGGUGCAUUUAUGGGCAACGAUGAAGCCUUCACCUACUUCUACAAGGGUGACCGUUACUGGAAGUUUAACAACGAGAAACUGAAAGUAGAGCCGGGGUACCCCAAGUCGGUGCUGCGAGACUGGAUGGGAUGCACGACCGACGACCGUCGCGAGGGAGAAGAAGUCAUCAUCAUCGAGGUGGACAAUGCCGAGGAAGGCGGGCUCAACGCCGCUGCGGUGGUGAUCCCCGUCUUGCUGCUCCUCACCAUCUGCGCCGUCGGAAUCGCCAUUUUGAUCUUCAAGCGUUACGGCACACCCAAACGGUUGCUCUAUUGCCAGCGGUCUCUGCUGGACAAGGUGUGACCGGCCUUUGAGAUGACGUCUCAGGAGGACAGGUCUCACCUGCUUUACUCCCUGUCUACCUGCCUGUCACAAUUCGGGUCCGGUUCCCUUGUUACCACCUUUUGGGUCAUCCUGUCCCGGCGCCCCGCUCUCCCCUGCUUCUUGGUCCAUUUUUCCAUCCAACCUGUGGUCCAUCUCACCUCCUUGAUGCCGUCAGCCACGUUCUCUCUCCAAGAGGUUUCCUUGACCAUGUUGGUCCUCUGCCUUGUUGACCUACUUCUUCUUUC
This is a messenger RNA of Protobothrops mucrosquamatus (brown spotted pit viper), 1745 nucleotides long. RefSeq names its product matrix metallopeptidase 14 (gene MMP14). The transcript has 8 exons. Gene Ontology annotation, cellular component: extracellular matrix. Bases 4 to 1479 code for a protein of 491 amino acids. The record is from RefSeq and is a predicted model, not a curated record. Gene Ontology annotation, molecular function: metalloendopeptidase activity; zinc ion binding. NCBI's taxonomy places the organism in Eukaryota, Metazoa, Chordata, Lepidosauria, Squamata, Viperidae. Gene Ontology annotation, biological process: extracellular matrix organization; zymogen activation; skeletal system development.